AUGGCGAGGUGGACAGUUUGCGUGAUAAUUCAGGUCUUGGCCAUUUUGACUUUGCUACGAGUCCUAUUCAUGGUAAAACAGCAUGGCGGGCUAGGUUAUACGAAGAUAAGAGGAUCAACGCAUUUGCAAAUUGAAGACGGAAAUUCUAGCGUCAUUAUUCCGAUUCUUUCCAAGUCGCAGAUUCAAAUUAUUCACAGAAAAAAUGUGAAACGAGUGAAAAAGCUCGAAGAUCAUUGUAAGAAGUAUUCUGGUAGAACAGAAGUCAGAAAAUUGUACCAAAACGAGUACUUCAUCGACAAAGACCUGAAGAUUGCCGGCUGCAUUCCUUCAGAAACGCGCGAAUAUAACAUACAGUACUUCUACGAAAAUACAAACUCGCUGGCUCCUUCAAGAACUGCUUCGACCUGGCAGCGCGAAGGCGAGCUCAACACCGAAGAUAGUCUGGACAGCGUGAACAGGCUGAUCACGAAUCAAGGCCUCGGCGAGUGGUUUAUCAUAGUGCGACAUCCGAUUCUGCGGCUCAUCCACGGAUGGAAGGAGUUUUUCUGCGCACAGUGUCAAGGCGAGAAGAAAACAAAUGCCAAUUAUGUGCUCGGAAAAUACAAUUCUCUCCAUCCCGAGAACCCGAUCAUCCCGAAUGAAAACGCAGGCGAAACGACGAUAGCUUUCACCGAAUUCCUCGAAAGAUUCGUAUUCGCGGAGAAAACGAAAGAAAUCAGCGCGGUUGACUGGGAUCAGCGAUUUCUCGGACUUCACCGGCUUUGUCUUCCCUGUCUUUAUCCAUACACGGCGAUUCUUCGAUCGGAAAACUUCGAAAGCGAGUUCCAAUGGUUCCUGAAAGACCAAGGCAUUUGGGGAGAACUAAAUGAUAGUGCCAAAGCCAGUUCAACUUAUGACUUUACGGAUGCGAAAAUCGACUACAAAAAAAUCCUGGACACAUUGAGCCACACUGAUAGAAACAAACUCUGGCAUUCGCGUCAUAAAGACAUGGAAACAUUUGGUUAUUACUGGGACAUCAAAAAGAACGAACUGGGCGUUCAAGAGUAA
This is a messenger RNA of Oikopleura dioica, 1047 nucleotides long. NCBI's taxonomy places the organism in Eukaryota, Metazoa, Chordata, Appendicularia, Copelata, Oikopleuridae. The record is from the annotation of a GenBank genome assembly.